This is a messenger RNA of Paramecium sonneborni, 1193 nucleotides long. The record is from the annotation of a GenBank genome assembly. NCBI's taxonomy places the organism in Eukaryota, Ciliophora, Oligohymenophorea, Peniculida, Parameciidae.
AUGAUUUUAAUUCUAAUAAUUUAUUUAGGAUUAGGGUUUUCUAAAGAAUUAGGAGCUUUAUUAGAGACUGUUAAAAAUAAUGAUUAUAGCAUGUCAAUUCUAAAAUAAAUGAAAUAGUACUUGAAUGAAAAAAAAUGUAAUACUUAAAAUUAUAAUAAGCACCUUAUGAAAUUCUUGUCUAUAUAAAUGAAGAGGAAGAUAAAUUAGUUUCUGAAAUAAUUGAUGAUAUGAAUAACUAUCAAUAAGAAUAAUUAUUAAGUAAUUGAUUCUUUUUAUAUAGGUUCAUAAAAAAAAUAAGAAUUUAAAUACUAAAUGAUGUUGACUAAGUUUACUUCAGCAUUGUAAGCAGAUGAAUUACUAUUAUUAUCAAAUGAAGCUAAAUUAUCAGAGGAUAUCAGAAUGUAAAGAGUAGAUCUGCUUCUUGAAUUAGGAUAAGUAAUUCCACAAUUAGAAUAAUUACUAAAAGAUGAAGUAUAAAGUAUUUCAUAAACAUUAAGUUAAGUGUUUUUGAUUUAGAAAACAGUGAACUUGCAUUGUUUAUUGAUAGUUUUAAUGAAUUUAUUCCUUCUAGUCCUUAAAAAUUGAAUGGAUAGAAGUAACAUUUGAAGGAGAAUCCUGAAGCUAUUCUUAAAGAAUUUAUAUCUACUAAUAAUGAAGAUUCUUCUUUUAAUUUGCUGAUUAGUAAUUAUCAUUAAAUUUACAAGGUUAAAUUUAAUAAAAUUAGGCUAAUGGAAAUAUUAAUGAUGCUGUAUCAAAAAGCAAAGACUUAGUUAAUGAGAUUCAAAAAUCACAACAAUAAGCAUUAAAAUCCAAAAAAGAUUUAAUUGAAAAUGUCAAAUCAAGUCUUACUUAAGAUAAUGAAUAGUGGAAAUUAGAUGUUAUUACGUUUAUUAUAUAAAAUAGAUUGCUUCUAUAGAACCUAUUGCAAAAAUUACUAAAGAAAAAUUAAACUAGCUUUAAAAAUAAAAAGACGAUUUAUAAGUUAUGUUAAAACAUUAAUAAACCGAAUUUAAUGAGUUAUAAGAGAACAUAGAUAAUUUUUAUGUAAAGUUUUAUAAUUAAAACCUAAGACAUCUUAUUCAUCAAAACGGUUGUAAGACAUGAAUAAUUUGAACAUAAUAAGAAUGAUAAAGUAAUUCUAUUCUGAGCACCUAGAUGUCCUAGAAGAUUUUAUGAAAUCUAAAAUGUAAUGA